CAUGGGAGGGAGGAUUAUAAAUUAGGUGUGGGUUGGAUCGAAAUUGGUAAAAGAAAAAGAAAAAGAAAAUGGAGGAGACAAAGGUGGAAUUAAUAGAAGAAGAGAUAGUCAUUAUCGGUGCUGGAAUUGCAGGUCUAUCCACAGCUUUGGGACUUCACAGAUUGGGGUUGAAGAGCUUGGUGUUGGAAUCAUCAGACAGUCUUAGAGUGAGUGGCUUUGCUCUCACCUUGUGGACUAAUGCUUGGAGGGCUCUCGAUGCUCUUGGAGUAGCCGAUUCUCUCAGAAUCAAAUUCCCUCAAAUUCAAGGGUUUGAGCUUGCAUCGGCCCAUGCUUCUACUUCCACACCACAAUCAGUAGCCGCUGACUGUGGAUUGAAUCGACCUUACGAAUGCCGAUGCGUGGAAAGAAAGGAGUUGCUCGAGACCCUGGCCAAGGAACUUCCACACGGAACCAUUAGAUUCUCCUCAAAGCUUCUUUCCAUUCAUCAUCAUCAUCAACAAUCUACUACAGGUUUCAAGUCUUUGCAACUGUCUGAUGGUUCAGUAAUCAACACCAAGGUGUUGAUUGGCUGCGAUGGUGUUAACUCCCAAGUGGCAAAAUGGUUGGGUCUCAAAAACCCAGUUAAGUCAAACAGAUCAGCGAUCAGGGGUCUCCUUCAAUCUCCCCCCGACGGAGGAGGACAUGGGUUAGAACCCAGAUUCCACGUCUACUUUGGCGGUGGAGUGCGUUUCGGGUUUGUUCCAUGUAAUAACAACUCCUUGUAUUGGUUUUGCACCUUCACUCCUUCCUCCUCAACAUCAUCAUCAGGUGGUAAGGAGGAAGAGUUUGAGGAAGGGGAAGCUAUGAAGAUGAAGCAAUUUGUGUUGAACAAGGCUAGGAACGCCCCAAAGGAAAUGCUGGAGGUGGUGGAGAGAACUGGGCUAGAUGCGAUCUCGUGUUCAGAGCUGAAAUUGAGGCCGCCGUGGAAUUUAUUGACGGGUAAUAUUGUGAAAGACAAUGUUUGUGUUGCCGGGGAUGCUCUUCAUCCUAUGACUCCUGAUAUAGGUCAGGGCGGUUGUUCUGCUCUUGAGGACAGCGUGAUACUUGCCAGGUGCAUCGGGGAAGCUAUGAUGAUGAAGACAAAUGAUGAUAAAUUGCUUGAGAAAUACGGGAAAGAGAGGAGAUGGAGAAGUUUUUGGCUGAUUAGCGCGGCGUAUAUGAUGGGUGUGAUCCAAGAGAGCGGCGGGAAGGUGACGAGUUUUAUUAGGGAGAAGGUUUUGCCUGGUUCAACUAUUGGGGCCUUGGUCUAUAUGGCCGACUUUCAUUGCGGCAAACUUACUACCACGGAAUCUUCAUCUUAAAUUAUAAUCCAUAUUUAUUCACUUUGUGUGUUUUCGAAUCUGGGUUUCAUGUCUGUAAUCCUUUGUUUUGUUUGUUGUGUUUUUUUAAAUGAUCCAAAAUGUCAAACUCAGUAGACAUUACUUUUUACA
Molecule: messenger RNA, 1469 nt
Organism: Impatiens glandulifera
Lineage: Eukaryota; Viridiplantae; Streptophyta; Magnoliopsida; Ericales; Balsaminaceae
Product: monooxygenase 2-like
Exons: 3
Coding region: 69-1340 (423 amino acids)
Molecular function (GO): FAD binding
Source: RefSeq, a predicted model, not a curated record